UUUAGACGUGCGCCCUUGCUGCCCACUUGUGCGCUGGCUCUGCACUGCAUUUAAGAUCCAUAUUUUAAAUUAUUGGCUCUGGACAGAAAUAUUUAGCAUCAAUUUUCCGAAAAUUAAGUCUGGUUAUAAAUUUAAGAUACUAACGAAGUCACUAAUGAGAAAAAUUACAAUUUUAUUAACAUUUGGUACUUAGCUAAAUAAUAUUAUUAGGUUUAUAUUGAUUAUAAACUCAAAUUUUUAAGUAGUUAUGACGCUUACAAAUUAAAAAACAAAUAAAAUUUUAGGCAUUAAAAUAUAUAUUUUUUUAAAAAAUAUUAUAUUAAUAAAAACAAAUUCUUUACUAAUAAAUUAAAUAUUUGAGAGGGAACCUUUACCCGCCUCUCUCCCUCCCCUUUGUUUGUUAUUCAUGGUCGCUUCUUUUCCUCUAUCAAAUUCGGUGGUAUGAUCUUCUGCCUGCCUGGGUUGUUUUCUUCAAGCUUGUUACUUUGUCGUUUCUGGGUACACACUUUCGUUUGGCAAACGAGAGAAGAGGAACCCAUUAAGAUGACUUCUGCAACUUGCAAUGAUACCAGAAUUUCUCAACCAGCUAUAGGUCAACAACCUACAACUGGUGAAACCCCUUUAACCAAUAUUGAUGCAUCUCAUCAUGAUUGUUCUUGUGAGCCAAAAAGUGUGAGAAAGAGAAAGGCAUCUAGAUCUCUCUCAUUACUAGUCUCAGAUGGUCGUUGUUCAAAAAUGCAAGAAGAUCCCAUUGAUUGUGAGGCCCCAUUUCAGUUUUGUCGUAUGGAUUAUGCUCGUGAAGCUAAAAGUAGAAGGGAACUCAUUGCUAGAAUGCUCAUCAACGGCGAGUUUCAUCUUAGAUGUGUUGAAAGCAAAACAUUUAAGCAUCUUUGUGAGUUCUUGGACCCUACAUUUCGAGUCCCGUCUUGUGUCAUAGCUGCACGUGAUUGCUUGAACCUUUAUGUUAAAGAAAAGAACAAGUUGAAGAACGUUUUGGUUGAUUCUUUUCGAAGUGUUUGCCUAUCCAUCGAUACAUGGACAUCUAAGCAAAGAUCGAAUUACAUUCGUCUUACUGCACAUUAUGUAGAUAGUGAUUGGAAAACGCAAAAGAGAAUCCUAAAGUUUUGUCAAGUUCCAAAUCACAAAGUUGAGACUAUUGGCAAGACAGUUGAGAUGUCUUUAUUGGAAUGGAAUAUUGAGAAGGUACUCACUGUGACAGUUAGCAAUGCAAGCUUUAGCAAUGGAGUUGUUGCAUACUUGUCCGAAAGAAUCACACCAGUCUUUAAAGGUGAAUUCAAGCAGAUGAGGUGUUUUCCAAACAUCCUAGAUCUUGCUGUUGCAGAGGGUUUGAAGUCCUGUCAUGACUCAAUUACUAAAAUCAAGAAUGUGGUCAAGUAUGUUAAGGCCUCUCCAAUCAGAUUACAAAAAUUUAAGGCAUGUGUUGAGCAAGAGAAGAUUAUUUCAGAAGAAUUUGUCAGCUUAGAAGUUUCAAACGAUUGGGACUCAACUUAUCUAAUGUUGGUGGUAGUUGUAGAAUUCGAACGAGCAUUUGAGCGUCUAGAGAAAGAAGAUGAACAUUACUUUCACGAGUUUGUGCAAGGAGGAAGGUCUCCUACUUGUGUGGAUUGGGAAAUUGCUCACACUUGUGUAAAUCAUUUGAAGACUUUCUACAAUGCAUCAAUGGGAUAUUCUAAAGAAGUUUGUGCCACCGCAGAAUUAUUUUUGUUUGUAUUGGAAUCGAUCCACAUGGAGUUGCAAUCUUGGAGUGACAGUAAGGAUAUUCAUGCAAAGAAGAUGGCAGACAACAUAAGAGAAAAUUUUAACAAGCAUUGGGUGAAUAUGCAUCAUGUCAAUCCUUUGUUGUUUGUUGCUGUAUUGCUCGAUCCACGCUGCAAGGAAAAGGGUUUGAGAAUGUUGUUGCAUAACAUAUGUGGUGAUGUUUUGGCUGAUGAAAUGACAAAGAAAGCUAAGAAGACUCUGGAAAGUUUGUAUGAACAUUACUCAAUGCUCUCUACUCCACUCCAUCUAAGAAAAGUGACAUGGAGAUCAAUAAUGGUAAAUCAACUGUUAAUGCACGAUUCAUGAGGUUUAUGAGGGAAGAAAAUGAGAGAAAAGGAUUGAAAACAGCAGUGGAUCGAUAUUUGGCAAACACUUGUGAAUAUUUCGAAGAUGAUGAUGAUUUUCAUGUUUUGAAUUGGUGGAAGGAUUGUCCCUAUAAAUGUAAGAUUUUGCCCAUGAUAGUUCAAGAUGUUUUAGCUAUUCCUAUUUCAGAAUCAGAGUUCUACAGUGAUGGUGUGGUUCUUAACUCAUCUAGCAAUUACUUAUCAUCUGAGACAAUUGAGGCAUUUGUCUGUGCUAGAAAUUGGUCAGGUACUCUUGCAUAGAGGAAUUAUAGUACUUUUGUUUCAUAUGCAAAGAAUUAUAGCCACACAUGAAACACUCUCUUUUGACCAUCCUCUAGUGAUUUAACAUUGUUAUAAUCGUUCUUAUGUUCACUUCUUGUUCUUUUGUUUAUGGCUCUUUUUUUUUUUAACAAGCUUGUGGAUUAGGUGUACUUAUAGUUCACUUUUAUUAGUUCCGUAAGGAUCAUUAAUGUUACAAGCCUCCACAACAAUCAGACAACUUAGUUUUUCAUUAACAAACUUUCUGGUAUAGCCUCCAAUAUUUUACCUGCUUUGUUUCAAUCACUGUAAAAAGAGUGUUUCUCAAAUUAGACUAAAUGCCAGAAAAGCAGGUCUAUAAACACAUUUAAGAAUUGUUAAUGCUGUUUUUUUUACAGCAAGGCACCACAA
Messenger RNA from Cannabis sativa, 2792 nucleotides. Its product is annotated as zinc finger BED domain-containing protein RICESLEEPER 2. Gene Ontology annotation, molecular function: DNA binding. NCBI's taxonomy places the organism in Eukaryota, Viridiplantae, Streptophyta, Magnoliopsida, Rosales, Cannabaceae. The transcript is spliced from 2 exons. The coding region runs from base 442 to 2085 and encodes 547 amino acids. The record is from RefSeq and is a predicted model, not a curated record.